Aureobasidium pullulans EXF-150 is the source of this 1891-nucleotide messenger RNA. RefSeq lists its product as uncharacterized. The record is from RefSeq and is a predicted model, not a curated record. Lineage: Eukaryota; Fungi; Ascomycota; Dothideomycetes; Dothideales; Saccotheciaceae. Bases 337 to 1740 code for a protein of 467 amino acids. The transcript has a single exon.
GACACUGUCCCAUGCCUUGAAACGCGAGUGAGGGCUCAGAAACCACGAUUCCCCUGUGAAGACAGUCUACAGCAAUCUUCCGGAAAUAUUGCACCACUCAGUCAGCGAUAGGGAAAAAAAAAGGAAGAAACAAGAAGGAAGAAAAGAAAAUCGCCUUUGUCAAAGCAAGAUUGACAUCUAAUAUCAGCUUGUUUCUCAUCUUGCGAGAUAUGCCAGCGUAAAACCAGCGCACUCCUCUGUGCGGAUUCAUGCUAGAUCCGUUGCCUGGAUAGUGUCUGGACAUUCGCAACCAACUUAUCUCGAACACGCUUUCGAGCGUGGUCUUUCGGACUAUCAAUGUCUCGACUUGCAGUCCAGACUGCAUGUCCCGAGUCUUCUAUCUGGCGUGACGUCCCCGAGGCAGCUUUUCGUCAACAUCUUGUUGAUCUCGAGAAGCAAUGCAAUGCCGUUCCCAUCGCAUCCGAAGUUUUCACAUCCUCUUCAUGGACGCACGUAUCAAGUCAACAUAAGCUGUCUGUUGAAGAAGAGCAACAGACUGCAGAUGAUUUUGCGUUCCUAGUAGCGGUCAAUGAAGGUGCUCAGAGCGUCUCGGCAGUUUGUAUCGAAGAAAAUACAAUACUCUCAGAGGGUCUGACUCUACGGAUUGCGGCACUGGAUACGACCCUCGGAGAUGACGUGACUCAAGCACUCAAGAGUAUAUGCGGUCACCUCACAAAGAUUGCAAACAAGACGACCCAAACACCAGAGGAUGUUGAGGAAGUUUUCCAUGACAUCGUCGCGCUACACCAAUAUCGACUCAAGGGAUAUAUGCGAUCAUGCAAAUGGACGAAACCGAAACAUCUCGCUCUAAGCCACAAGAAGCCACUGUGGAAAGACUUCCCUUCCUUGUUACAUCGCGCACAACAUUUAUACACUAAAAAAGAGAAGCAGAUGCGUCAACAGAUGGAGUCUUCUAUCUCGUCUCUAGCGCUUCUCUAUACCAUGUACGAACAACAAGAGGGCGAUGAAAUCAUGCAAUUGAAGCAUCUGGUCAGAGCCACCUACCACUUUUGCAUCAAUCACAGUACGAAAGACUUUGUCGAAAGACUAUUGAACAGUGUUGGAGCAACACCAACAUCGCAAGUCCAAGCGGCGAUCAACCAGUACAGACAAUUGGAGAAGAUUGCUGCUUACUAUCGCAUCGCCACCUUUCUCGCUCGCAUCGCUGUCAAACACUCUAGUCUGUUCAAAAGUGGAAUUGCCAUUGACUAUCUCAAACCAUAUGAGAGCACUCCAACGACAAUUGCUCAUGAGUCUUGGGCACAUACCUGUCACGUCCACGCAGAAGUCCAACUCGCCGUCCACUACGACUUGAAAGCAUCAUCAGCCGUGACACUCCGACCCAGAUGCAUCGGGACUUCAAAAUGGCUCUGCUUCCUCUGUUACUCAUUCUUGGAAGCCCACGGCAAAUUCUUCCCCUCAAAAACGCAUGGAAAAUUGUACGACCAAUGGACGAUACCGGACUUGGUGGAAUUCGACGAUGAGACGGUAGCAAGAUACCGGGACGUGAUCGCAAGAAUCGACUCUCGAGUUUUGGAACUGGAUGGCAAUGUUUUCUGGAGACCAGAGCCUUUGACGAGUCGUCAAGACUUUGCCUUGAUUCACACGGACGACGGGUUAGUGACAGGAAAAUUGAACACGGGUCUAUCGAAAUUGGCCCUUUCAGACUCCGUCGAGCCAACAAAGGAGAUGGCUAUGUAAGAAAUAGAAUAUUGAUCCAAGUGAUCUGAGCGUUCAGUAUCAACAUGGUCCGAACCACUCAUUCCAAACUGGUGUUUAGACACUGCUCUAUAAUCGACUACGCAUCUUUUCAUAUCGUGUAGUGUCUAUGAAUGCCAUGAUCUUGCUGAGA